Molecule: messenger RNA, 849 nt
Organism: Didymosphaeria variabile
Lineage: Eukaryota; Fungi; Ascomycota; Dothideomycetes; Pleosporales; Didymosphaeriaceae
Exons: 2
Coding region: 1-849 (282 amino acids)
Biological process (GO): transmembrane transport; metal ion transport
Cellular component (GO): membrane
Molecular function (GO): metal ion transmembrane transporter activity
Source: RefSeq, a predicted model, not a curated record
AUGGUUUUUCGACAUUUCUUAGGUACUUACGAAGAUUUCAUGGAGCCUCCCCGAUUCUCCAAAGAAGGCAACGUUGGCAGUGAAGUGCCUCCAUCCGAGCAAGGCAUGUUCGAUGAUCUUCAGCGGUACUGGACUUGCGCGCGCCCAUCAAGUUUUAACCCAGAGGAUCUCUGCAUUCAAUCACUCGCAUACUACACACUACGCAUCGCAGCAGCAGAAUGGUUGAAAUAUAUCGCGGUGAUGCAACAAUGUCUGAAACAGUACGAGUACAACCAUGGUCAACUGCCUGCACUUUCACUCGAUAAGUUUGAUGGAGAUCUUCGGGAGCUGCAGAGCUGGAGACGCCGGACGUUGGUAUCCCAGGCCAAGAUCAAAUCGGUCCUGCGCUUCCUAUCACCGAAACAUUGUGGCAUGGAAAAGCCUCAACGCGAUCUAGAAUAUCUUAGCGAAGAUUUCACGCACAUUCAUGAGAGCAUAGACGCUGUUGGUCGACGUCUAGAGAGCAUGCUCCCUGUUGUUAUGAGCUUUGUGCAGAUCACCGACGCACGACGCUCUUUCGCUGAAACAGCAGAUAUUAGUCGCCUGACUAUUCUCGCACUGAUUUUUGUACCAUUGACGUUCGUUUCAAGUCUGUUCAGUAUGAAUACUGAAUAUUCGCCUGGCAGUGGCGACUUUUGGGUUUAUUUCACGGUCGCUAUUCCCAUAACGGGGUUGGUUGUGCUUAUCGCAAGACCACCGGUCGCUUUGACGAGGAAAGCACUGGAGUGGAUACAGGAGAGACGAAAGAAGCCAAUAGCGAGACGACGUGCUACGUCGAAAAGUGAGUCGAUUGCGGAAGAGAUGUCUUAG